This is a messenger RNA of Rotaria socialis, 459 nucleotides long. NCBI's taxonomy places the organism in Eukaryota, Metazoa, Rotifera, Eurotatoria, Philodinida, Philodinidae. The record is from the annotation of a GenBank genome assembly.
AUGUCAACUAUUCGAGUUCGUUCUUUAUUGCAACAAUGUACCAAAGCUACAUUACGUCUUCAGGAUGAAUCUGAAGUUACUAUUAAUCGUGGUAUGGUUAUAUUUGUGGCUUUUUUGAAAGAUGCUCAGUUGGAUGAUGUUAUUAAACUGGCGAAAGAAAUUGCUACAGUGAGAUUAUGCGACAGUGAGAAUGGAUUGAAAACGAUUGUUGAUUUACCAGGUGAUCUUUUGAUUAUUCCGCAAGCAACAUUAGGUGGUCGUCUCAAUGGACAUCGUUUUCAAUAUCAUAGCAAUAUAAAUAAAGAUGUUGGCUUAGAAUUCUAUGAUAAAUUCGUUGCAACUCUACGUGAAUUGUGUAGUCAAAAUAAAGAUAAUAUUAUACAUGCAGGCUCAUAUGGAAUAAGACAGAUUUAUUCAUGUGAAACGAAUGGACCUGCAAUGCAUAUAAUAGAAUUUUAA